AUGGCUUUUGGCCGGGGUCAUGCAUCAUUCACAAUUGAUGCGUUAAAAUUAGCCAAAGAUAGCUUACCAGCGGAUGUCAAUGAACCACCACCUGUAUUUCCGGAAUUAGUUAAUACACCACAUCCGCUAAUUGAAAAUCCAACUAAUGAUUAUGAUUAUAAACUAAAACUUAAAUUAAAUUUUAAUUCGAGUUUUCGAACUUUACAUGAUCCAACCAAAAUUGAUCAUGAAAAGAAUUUUAUUUUAAAUAAAUGGAAAGAAGAAUGGUCUAUUUUACCUCGUGAAUUAAAACAGGCAUCUCGUAUUAAUAUAAAUUCAUCAAAAAUUAAACCAAAUUUAUCGAAGAAAAACAUUCGUACACAAAAUAAAAAAACAAAAACAUUAUUGAAUAUUGAUCUUAGUACAUAUGAAGAAAAACAAAGUGGAGAUCAAGAUGAAGACGAUGAACCAGAUGACGAAAAGAAUGAUGAUAAUAUUGAAAUCAAUGAAAAUGACGAAGAUAAUGAAGGAAAACCUAAAGAUAUAGAAAAAAAGAAAUUAACAGAUAAUGAAAAUGAAAUUGAUGGUGAAAUGGCAAAUGAAGAAGAAGAAGAUAUGGAUGAAGACGAAGCAGCAGAUUAUUUUGAUUCAUAUAAUGAUUCAGGUGAUCGAGAUGGCGAUGAUUUAGAUGACGAUGGUGGUGAUGGUGGAGAUUAA
Messenger RNA from Rotaria socialis, 696 nucleotides. The record is from the annotation of a GenBank genome assembly. NCBI's taxonomy places the organism in Eukaryota, Metazoa, Rotifera, Eurotatoria, Philodinida, Philodinidae.